CCGUCGCAUAUGGCGAAUAAACAGGAAUUGUUUUAAAACAUUAAACAGUAAGUAUCAUUUAAACUCGGACUGUCAUACAUCGUGAACAGAAAAUAAACAAGAAAUAAUUUAGUUUAUCAUUACCUACAAGCUAUCUCAUGUACAACGUGACAAGUGGAUUAUUGUGGAUUUGUGGAUUUUAAGUUUUGUUUUCAGAACACAAAUGAAAAUGACAGGCAACAGCAGGAAGAUUUUGGCUUUCGGUGCUGGAGCCAUAUUGACAAUUAUCUUUGUAAAAAGAGUAAAGAAAUGGUACAUUGAAUACCAGGUUGGCAAAAAGAUUCAGAGGAAGAUACAGCAUUGCGAGGCAGCUAGAGCCGAAGUGGAGGAGGUCUUACGGGAAUGUGGGAUGACACUUAACCAGGCAAAGACGAUUGUGGCAUUACCAUUUAUGGAGCUACAGAGACAACUGCAGAAUGGUUCCCUGUAUGCAGUACAAGUCCUGCAUGCCUACCAGAUCAUGGCAUUGGAAGCAACGGACAGACUCAAUUGUGUUACAGAGUGUUUGCCAGACGCAGAAGCUAUUGCACAAUCUCUGGACAGGUUGGAUAAGAAAGGAGGACCACUUCAUGGAAUACCAGUUAGUCUUAAAGAAAGCUUCGAGCUCGCUGGCAACGACUCCUCAUGCGGGCUGGGACAUUGGCUCGAAAACUACAAGUCACAGGACGCGGUUAUAAUACAGGUCUUGAAGGACCUAGGGGCGGUUCCUUUUGUGAGAACAAAUCUUCCAGAGACCCUGAUGCUUGGUGAGACUAACAACCCUAUAUUUGGGAGGACCUUACAUCCCGUUGACCCCAGAAGAACACCAGGUGGAUCCUCAGGAGGCGAGGCGGCCCUUAUAGGGGCUGGGGCCUCAGUUUUAGGUUUUGGAUCUGAUAUUGGGGGAAGUAUUCGGAUACCAAGUCAUUUCUGUGGCUGCUAUGGACUAAAAACUACGGGGGAAAGAAUGAGCCGUAAGGGGACUGCUUCUCUGUCAAAAGGCCAGACACUUGUAUCGGGCACUGUUGGGCCCAUGUCACGAGACUUUGAUGGCAUCUUGGAGUCCUUUAAGCACUGCCUUAGUGAUCUGCACUUCGCUCUUGAUCCCCAGGUGGCGCCACUGAAAUUCAACGAUUCGAUGUUCAACUCUAAGAAGCCGCUCCGUAUCGGUUUUUACGCUUAUGAUGGUUACUCCCGUGCUGUUCCGGCCUGCGAGAGGGCUGUUCUGAUAGCAAAAGACACGCUGGAGCAACAGGGACAUACUUUGGUAGCCUUCACCCCUCCUGGCGUCAUUGAUGCCAUACCUGAUUUGUACAUGAAAACUAUACAAGGAGACCAUGGGAAACAGUUCCUGUUACAGUUGCAAAAAGACAUCGUUAUUCCCGAACUGGCUAGGAUAAAAUUGUGUUGGAGUAUUCCGGGCUGGAUGCUUUGGUUAUUAUCAUGGAUUGUACAAGCCGUAGCUAAGGAUCCGCAACUAGGACGAGCAUUGAGAGCGCCUUUGCAAUUAAGGAGUAUCUAUGGUUGGUUCCAGCAAGCCUUACAACUACAGGAAUUCAAAGACAAAUUCCUAGCGGCGUGGAGGGAACAGAAACUAGACGCGGUCAUCUGUCCAGUGGUAGCGACGGUUGCAUUGCCAAAUAGUGAAACCGUGAAUGUUCCCAGUGCGUUCAGUUACACCAUGCUGUAUAAUAUUCUGAACUAUUCUGCUGGCUCGAUGCCCGUCACUAGGGUGACCAGUGAUGACGUCUGCAACAUGGCAAAAUACCCCAACAAGACGUCCGAGAACAAAUGUGUUAUCAAGUACAUGCAGGGUACGGAAGGUUUACCUGUCAACGUGCAAGUUGUAGGCCUCCCGUACCAAGAGGAACUCGUGCUGCGCGUCAUGUCAGAGCUGGACAAAAGUCUUAAAGCUGAGCAGGAGAGCUAGGUACAUGACUUAUACGAGAUAUGCGUGGGCGACUGUUGCUACCCGUACCUCGAGCAGAAUUCAGCAUGUAUAUAGUUAUUUGAAUACACCAUGCUUACUUACGAGAUAUGCUUGGGCGAUAGGUAUAAUGCGCAGAUCUUUGGGGUUUAUUUAACCUUUGUAUAAGUAAUAUACUCUGUUAUAACACUAUAAUGUUUUUGUAUUCUUGUAGAUAAUUUAUUUUAUAAUGCAUUGAUUGAUGAUGUGUGAAGUACAUUUGUGCUUUUAUUACUUUUCUGUUUAACUAACACUGCUAUAUUUAGGACCGGCGGCCUAAAACUAAAAAUACUGAAUAAAAUAUUGUAUGUGCAACUAGUAUAUAGAACGUUGUAUCGUUGUAUUUAGUAUGACUUUUAAUAUGAUCAUAUACUUUGACUUUGGCAUCCUAUGAAAUUAUGUGUAUAGACCGUUCCAGAAUCGAUAAAUAACCGCCGCCAUAUUGUCAGUCACGUGACUGUCCGCUAUUACACUACUGCCAACUUCUGCGAGUCAGCGAUUCCACAAGCCAAAGACGUAGCGAAUACCCGCUUCGCCGAUGUCGGAUAAAUACAUUACUUAAUGAAUAAUUUUCAGACGAUUGUCACAUUUUUUGUUGUUAAAUUGAUUGUUUGUAGUUGAGAUUGAUUGUUACAAAUAAAAAAAUUAAAAUGUUCUUGUAUGUUUGUUUUGUGUGUCUGUGUAAACAAGUGGUAAUCAUCGGCAAAAAUUUGCCGGUUCAGUCGCUCAUAUUAUUUUGAUUAGACAUUUUACUUAUUACUUGUUACAAACAAUUCACGCAUGUAUUGUUGUGUUGAUUUUAAUAGCCGCAACAUCAAGCAGAUUAUAAUUAUUAAAGAUUCUCGCGCAAUUAAUUAACGCUAAUUGUUUGAAAUGGGUAAAACUCUAUACUCUAAAAUCAUAACAUAUUGUAUUAAGU
Dreissena polymorpha is the source of this 2903-nucleotide messenger RNA. Its product is annotated as vitamin D3 hydroxylase-associated protein-like. Bases 203 to 1948 code for a protein of 581 amino acids. Gene Ontology annotation, molecular function: fatty acid amide hydrolase activity; amidase activity. The record is from RefSeq and is a predicted model, not a curated record. The transcript has 20 exons. NCBI's taxonomy places the organism in Eukaryota, Metazoa, Mollusca, Bivalvia, Myida, Dreissenidae. Gene Ontology annotation, biological process: fatty acid catabolic process.